AUGGCCACGCCCCGGCUUCCGUUCCUCUACCCGAGUUUGAUGCGUGCUGUUCGCUCAUGCGAACCCAAGACGUAUCGCUCCCUCCAAUAUGCCCGUUUCAAACAAAGUUUCCAUACUACCCGGCGAUGCGGUCAAGAAACCUACCAGCGGCGUUACGGACCAGCCGUCGAACCAAACCUGCCUCCACCAUCACGACCCAAGGACAGCCAGUCGACACAAAAUACGGACGAAGUAGUCCCUGGAAAGGAAGCAGCCCCUACAACGGACCAGACCGCUUCGGUGUCAGAAGAGUCGCAAGCGCAAGCGCAACUACAGUCGGAGUCGCAACCGCCGCAGGAGGAUAUACAUGCGGACAGCACAGACGCUGCUGCUUCCGCAGCGUCGGAGCAAGCAGCUGCCGAAUCAACCAAACACCCUGCCACAUUGGAACCUGCCCUGGAUGAGGAAGACUUGGCUGCCGAGGCCGAGACAUCGAAUACUUUCACCCCUCCACCUUCAAUGUCUGCAUCCGGUGACGUAGGAGAGGAGAUGUCGCAGAUGCCGCCAUACAUGAACCGCAGCGCUUUCGAGGAAGUCUACCACAUGCCCUCCCCGGCCACCGGCCUCACACCCACGGAAACCCUAGCGUCACACAAGCCGCCACACAUGAGCCCGGCGCCCUAUGUACACCAUUUCGAUACCUAUUCCCUCGUGCUUGAUCUAUCAAAGGGCGGAUAUAGCAACGAGCAGUCAAUCACUAUCAUGAAAGCAGUCCGCACCAUUCUCCAGAACAAUCUCGAUUUCGCAAAGCAGAGCCUGACCUCGAAGUCGGAUGUGGAAAACGAGGAGUACCUUUUCAAGGCUGCCUGCUCGGAGCUUCAGCAGUCCUUGCAGACUGCGCGGAACUCCGAAGUGCAGAGGCAGCGCGCAUCCAGGACACAGUUGGAACAUGAAACGGAUAUUUUGUCCCAGCGUCUCAACCAGGAGCUGUCCGGUAUGAAGGAUGACAUCAAGGGCAUGUUCAACGACCACAAGAUGGCCACGCGUGAGAACCAGCGAAUCAUCGAUACUAUGGUUCAGGAAUUGAACUACAAGAUCACCGUCUCGCUCAACAGCGAUGGCAAGAGCGAGAUCGAAGGCCUGCGUUGGAUUCUGACAAGACGUGCGGCUCUGACGGUCGGCAUCUGUGCUUUCAUGAUCAUCGUCUUCCUUAAAUACGCUUCCGUCCGCAGGGUCCAAGAGCCUAAGAAAGCCCAAGAGGCUGAAAAGCCUGUAACCAAGGAAAUCACCACUGAAACUCGGGUUGUCCACGACGCCGGAAUUCAGACCGAGACGCCAUCCGUUGUCGAAGCACACCUAGGCGAAUCUUUGGGUUAG
Messenger RNA from Penicillium cataractarum, 1356 nucleotides. Its product is annotated as CCDC90 family protein. Gene Ontology annotation, cellular component: mitochondrion. The coding region runs from base 1 to 1356 and encodes 451 amino acids. The transcript has 2 exons. NCBI's taxonomy places the organism in Eukaryota, Fungi, Ascomycota, Eurotiomycetes, Eurotiales, Aspergillaceae. The record is from RefSeq and is a predicted model, not a curated record.